Messenger RNA from Mycotypha africana, 2140 nucleotides. Its product is annotated as WD40-repeat-containing domain protein. Gene Ontology annotation, molecular function: protein binding. The record is from RefSeq and is a predicted model, not a curated record. Lineage: Eukaryota; Fungi; Mucoromycota; Mucoromycetes; Mucorales; Mycotyphaceae. The coding region runs from base 127 to 1782 and encodes 551 amino acids. The transcript has 4 exons.
CAUAAGUCUUUUUUCUUUUUUUUUUUCAAACCUUCUUUGUUACCCUUUCGUGUCUGUAAACGUCUCUAGAGUUUCAUUUCUUACAAAUUUGAAUCAAACACAAACGCUGAACACGGAGAAGCUUCAAUGUCGGUCUAUAAUCAUCGACCUAUGAUCCCAACAAACCAAUCCCGAUUAUUGGAAUUAUUAGAUGCAGUCAAAGCUGAGUAUGAUCAAUUAACGCAAGAUGUUCAAGUAACAAAAAGCCAAAGAGAUGAGUACGAACACAAAGUGAAUAGUCAAAUUCAGGAAAUGAACAUUUUCCAGCAAACUUUAAUGGAUUUGGAAAGAACGCAGCAAAUGAUAAAGAAACAAUAUGAAGAGGAAAUUGCUCGGUUAAGGCAGCAAUUGGAUCAGAUGCAGCAACAUGGUUAUCAGCCGCAACCACAAGAUAUGAAGCAGCAGUCAGGUGGUCCUGCUCCUCCUCCACAAGCAUCUAAUGGAGCCCCUCCACCUCCUCCUAACCUACACUCAACUGGUUCUCCAUUGAUUAAUGGACCUCCACCUUUCGGUACUCCACCUACACAGCAACCACAGCAGCAGCAUUCUCUGCCGCUUCCACCUCCAUCUCAGUCUUCUUCACUACAGCAGCCAAUGAACAAUACGAAUGCCGGUAACAACAACAGCAAUAAUACCUCUGCUAAUAAUAAGCAACCUCCUCCACCUCCACCUCCCUCAGCACAACAGCCGGUAGCUGCUAUCAGUAAUGUUGGCUUAAACGAUCUUGAUCCCGAUAAUGUACCUAAUAAUAUGAAAAUAGAAGGACAAGAUUGGUUUGCUUUAUUUAAUCCCAAAGUGCCACGAUAUCUCAAAAUUGAUCUUAUCCAUACACUAGAGCAUGAUAGUGUCGUUUGUUGUGUUAAAUUCAGUUUGGAUGGUCGAUAUCUGGCCGUUGGUUGUAAUCAAGCUACUUAUAUCUACGAUACCUUCAACUCGGCUCGUGUAGCGGUCCUUCAGGAUGAAACAGCUGGUAGAGAUGGUGAUUUAUACAUUCGUUCUGUAAGUUUCAGUCCUGACGGCAAGUAUUUGGCGACAGGUGCCGAAGAUCGUCGUAUUCGUAUCUGGGAUAUUGCAAAAGCCCGUAUCCGCUGUGUCCUUUCUGGCCACGAGCAAGAUAUUUAUUCUCUCGAUUUUAGUCGCGAUGGACGCAUUCUUGUCUCCGGUUCUGGCGAUCGUACGACAAAGAUUUGGGAUUGGGCCGACGCCAAAUGUAUGCAUACAUUACGUAUCAACGAAGCAGAACAAAGUGAUCCAGGUGUGACGAGUAUUGCUAUUUCUCCUGACAGCCGUUUGGUAGCUGCAGGUAGCUUGGAUAAAAUCAUUCGUAUUUGGGAUGCUGUAAAUGGUACCCUUUUAGAGAGAUUAGAAGGUCAUAAAGACAGUGUGUAUUCUGUCGCGUUCAUGCCGGAUGGCAAAACCUUGGUGAGUGGUAGUCUUGACAAAACCUUGAGAUUGUGGCAGUUAGGAACAAAGAAUCCUUGCAUACAAGUGUUCACGGGACAUAAAGACUUUGUCCUUUCAGUUGCCACGACACCUGAUGAUCGUUGGAUUAUCUCAGGUUCCAAGGACAGAAGCGUGCAAUUCUGGGAUCCACGUACUGGCCAAACACAGUUUAUGUUGCAAGGUCAUAAGAACUCGGUGAUAUCUGUUGCAACAAGUCCUGGUAGAAGACCCUUGUUUGCCACGGGCUCUGGUGAUAAUCGUGCUAGAAUUUGGAGCUAUGAACCUACUCCACCAUCUUAAUCCUCGUUAUCAUAUGUAGGAUACACUUUUAGCCAAUCAUUUGUCCCCAUCUCCCUCUACUAUUGCCCUAUCUCUUUUUUUUUUAAUCCCUUUACCUUUUGUUCAUAUCUCUCUCUUCUUUCUUCUCUUCUAGUGUAUUUAGAGAAAAAAAAAUCUUCUAUCAUUCAUUUGACUCUUUUUUUAUUAUUUCAAUGAAAAUAAAUGCGAUUUCUCAAUUAAGAACGAACAGUCGUUGGCAGGGCAAAUCGUUUUGAUCGAAUAGGAUCAUCCAAUCAGAAAAAGAUCAAAACAUCAAAUGCAAAUCUCAAAUCUUUUCCCAUUUUAUAAAAAAAAAACCCCGCAUAAAUUUGUAGUUCUU